Messenger RNA from Rhizoctonia solani, 558 nucleotides. RefSeq lists its product as uncharacterized. The coding region runs from base 1 to 558 and encodes 185 amino acids. The record is from RefSeq and is a predicted model, not a curated record. The transcript is spliced from 3 exons. NCBI's taxonomy places the organism in Eukaryota, Fungi, Basidiomycota, Agaricomycetes, Cantharellales, Ceratobasidiaceae.
AUGGAGGCCAUGCCCCAAAAGGAGAUUAAUCAAGCGAUCAUCCCUGGCCAUACUCGGCGUGAGGAGAUUUGGCAUGUUCUCUAUUCUAUCCCACCCUUCUCACACUUGGGCAGGCAAUGGUCCAUCGACUACCAAGACCCGGAAGGUCAAGAAAGCCAGGAGAUACAGGUCCAGGAAAUUGCGGCGCUUCAUGGGGCGGUUAUCAAGUCAGACGACCCAAGCGACGCAGAGUCUGGCCCAGAUGUUAUACAAGCCAUGCCUGGGUCGGAUGGUAGAGGGUACCUUGCCGAAGUUCAGUUCUUUGCAGAGGGCAAGGGCAAGGGCACCGUCGGAAAUCGGGAGGAACAACUGAGCAAUGGUCUUUUGCAGGCUGCUUGUUACGCCCGUGCAACACUUAUUCAUCAGAUUGAACGGCUCCAUGCUUUUUCUGUCGUUGCAUACGGUACUGAAGCCAUAUUUAUACGCCUUGGACGCACGGGUAUCCUGCAUUCUCUUCCGUUCAACCUGGAAGGAAACUUUCCAGCUCUUAAGGUGAGAUUUCUAAACGGGAUACGAUGA